Messenger RNA from Chaetura pelagica (chimney swift), 2803 nucleotides. RefSeq names its product coatomer protein complex, subunit gamma 2 (gene COPG2). Gene Ontology annotation, molecular function: structural molecule activity. Gene Ontology annotation, cellular component: endoplasmic reticulum-Golgi intermediate compartment; COPI vesicle coat; Golgi membrane. Bases 1 to 2616 code for a protein of 871 amino acids. Gene Ontology annotation, biological process: intra-Golgi vesicle-mediated transport; intracellular protein transport; endoplasmic reticulum to Golgi vesicle-mediated transport. The transcript is spliced from 24 exons. NCBI's taxonomy places the organism in Eukaryota, Metazoa, Chordata, Aves, Apodiformes, Apodidae. The record is from RefSeq and is a predicted model, not a curated record.
AUGAUUAAGAAGUUUGACAAGAAGGACGAGGAGUCGGGCAGUGGCUCAAAUCCUUUCCAACACUUGGAGAAGAGUGCUGUUCUUCAGGAGGCUCGUAUCUUUAACGAGACCCCUAUAAAUCCACGAAGAUGCCUCCACAUCCUUACCAAGAUCCUUUACUGCUGUUCUCAGGGUGAACACUUUGGAACCACUGAAGCCACAGAAGCUUUUUUUGCAAUGACCAGAUUAUUUCAAUCUAAUGAUCAAACCCUUAGGACAAUGUGUUACCUCACCAUCAAAGAGAUGGCCAACAUUUCUGAGGAUGUCAUCAUUGUCACAAGCAGUUUGACCAAGGACAUGACAGGGAAGGAGGAUGUGUACCGAGGCCCGGCCAUCCGAGCCCUCUGCAGGAUCACAGAUGGCACAAUGUUACAAGCCAUUGAGAGAUACAUGAAACAAGCCAUCGUGGACAAAGUCCCCAGUGUGUCUAGUUCUGCACUUGUGUCUUCCUUACACAUGAUGAAGAUCAGUUACGACGUGGUCAAACGGUGGAUCAACGAAGCUCAAGAAGCAGCUUCUAGUGACAAUGUCAUGGUGCAGUAUCAUGCUUUGGGGCUGCUCUACCACCUCCGGAGGAACGACCGCCUGGCAGUCUCCAAGAUGCUGAAUAAGUUCACUAAAUCUGGACUGAAAUCCCAGUUUGCCUACUGCUUGUUGAUCCGGAUUGCCAGCAAACUGCUGAAGGAAUCUGAGGAGGGCCAGGAAAGCCCCCUGUUUGACUUCAUUGAGAGCUGCCUGAGGAACAAGCAUGAGAUGGUGAUUUAUGAAGCUGCUUCUGCAAUCAUCCAUCUCCCCAACUGCACAGCCAGGGAGCUGGCACCUGCUGUCUCAGUGCUGCAGCUCUUCUGUAGUUCUUCCAAACCUGUCUUGAGAUACGCAGCUGUACGGACCCUUAACAAAGUGGCCAUGAAACAUCCAUCUGCAGUCACUGCCUGCAACCUGGACCUGGAGAACCUCAUCACCGACUCCAACCGCAGCAUCGCCACCCUGGCCAUCACCACCCUGCUGAAGACAGGCAGUGAGAGCAGUGUAGACAGGCUCAUGAAACAGAUCUCUUCCUUCGUGUCAGAGAUAUCAGAUGAGUUUAAGGUAGUGGUGGUACAGGCUAUCAGUGCCUUGUGCCAGAAGUACCCUCGGAAACACAGCGUCAUGAUGAGCUUCCUCUCCAAUAUGCUUAGGGAUGAUGGUGGCUUUGAGUACAAGCGAGCAAUUGUGGACUGUAUAAUCAGCAUCAUUGAGGAGAACCCUGAGAGCAAGGAGUCGGGCUUGGCUCACCUCUGUGAGUUCAUUGAAGACUGUGAACACACUGUCCUGGCCACCAAGAUCCUGCACCUGCUGGGGAAGGAGGGGCCAAGGACUCCAUCCCCCUCCAAGUACAUCAGGUUCAUCUUCAACCGGGUGGUGCUGGAGAACGAGGCUGUGAGGGCUGCUGCUGUGAGUGCCCUGGCUAAGUUUGGUGCCCAGAAUGAGAAUCUUCUUCCAAGCAUCUUGGUGCUGUUGCAGAGGUGCAUGAUGGACAGUGAUGAUGAAGUUCGGGACAGAGCCACCUUCUACUUGAACGUGCUGCAGCAGAGGCAGAUGGCCCUGAAUGCUGCCUACAUUUUCAACGGGUUGACAGUCUCCGUUCCUGGGAUGGAGAAAGCCCUGCACCAGUACACACUGGAGCCUUCAGACAAACCUUUUGAUAUGAAAACGGUUCCUCUGGCUACUGCACCAAUCCUUGAACAGAAACCAGAGAUUGCCCUGGUGACCAGCAAGCCUGAGAAGGUGGCACCUUCACGUCAGGAUAUAUUCCAAGAACAACUGGCAGCCAUUCCAGAGUUUAAGAGCUUGGGUCCAUUGUUCAGGUCUUCAGAACCAGUGCAGCUCACAGAAGCAGAAACAGAGUAUUUUGUUUGUUGUAUUAAACACGUGUUCACAAAUCACAUCGUUUUCCAGUUUGAUUGCACAAACACAUUAAAUGAUCAGUUGUUGGAGAGGGUCACGGUGCAGAUGGAGCCGUCGGACGCUUACGAUGUGAUCUGUUGCAUCCCAGCACCCGGCCUGGCUUACAACCAGCCAGGCAUGUGUUACACCCUGGUCCAGAUCCCUCAGGAUGAUCCCACUGCAGUUGCUUGUACUUUCAGUUGCACAAUGAAGUUCACUGUUCGAGACUGUGACCCAAACACAGGUGUGCCAGAAGAAGAUGGUUAUGAUGAUGAAUAUGUGCUGGAAGAUUUGGAGGUGACUGUGUCUGACCACAUUCAGAAGGUUUUAAAGCCCAACUUUGCAGCUGCCUGGGAAGAAGUGGGAGAUGACUUUGAGAAAGAAGAAACCUUUGCACUUAGUUCCAUUAAAACCCUUGAUGAAGCUGUCAAUAACAUCAUCAAGUUCCUGGGCAUGCAGCCCUGUGAGAGGUCAGACAAAGUGCCAGAGAACAAAAAUUCUCACACACUCUACUUAGCUGGUGUGUACAGAGGUGGCUGUGACGUGCUGGUGAGGUCCAGACUGGCUCUUGGAGAUGGUGUGACCAUGCAGGUGACAGUCAGGAGCAAAGAAGAAACACCUGUAGAUGUCAUCCUGGCUUCUGUGGGCUGAGUGUGACAUCAACUGAUGGAAACUUCCUUUGGCCAGCACUGGUUGGGUAUUUCCCAGCUCUCAGCCUGUCUGUCCCUCUGCAUGUAGUUUUUAUUCCUCACUUUGGUUAAAUAUUUUGUAUGAUGUUCCAAGUAGUGGCAAUAGUGGCUGGCUGGUUCUGAGCCUUUCCCUUCUCCCCUUUCCCUCC